Molecule: messenger RNA, 4923 nt
Organism: Xyrichtys novacula (pearly razorfish)
Lineage: Eukaryota; Metazoa; Chordata; Actinopteri; Labriformes; Labridae
Source: the annotation of a GenBank genome assembly
GUCUCCCCUAUGAUUAUCACACAAUCCUCUGGUCUCUAUUCUGUGCUAAAUUGUGAAUUUAAUAUAACAGUCUAAGCCUAAGAGUAGACCCCCUCAUUUGUGUUUCAAUAUUUAUUUUUUAACUCUACUAUGAUAUUGGAGUUAAAUUCAUCAAUAUAAAAUUGAAAAGCUUGAUAAACACUUCUCUCCUCAUACUGCCUUCUGUUGUUUAAUAUCACAAUGCGUCUAUUUUCAGCUCUCUCCUUAGUUAUUGUGCAUUUCUUAUUCUAAAUCCAGCUCAGGAGCCCAGAGCUCUCCACCCCCCCUCUGUGCUGACCUCUGACCUCUCCCAGCUUAUCACCCUGAUUCUCAGAUGAAGAUGAUGUAUUGGAGACUCGCAUUGAGCAGCUCCUCCUCGACACUCUCGGGGAGUCUGGGUUUUGUUACAGGCAGGAAACAGACUCUUCCGCUCCGUAAACACGCGCCUCUGCUUGACCACUCUCGAGAUGCCGGUGGCACGCGAGGACCAGCUCGGUGAUGGUCAGUGGAGGCAGCGCGAGAGUUGGAAGUCUAAUUAGUGCGAUAAUCAGCGACUGGGCUUCAAGAUGGAGGCUUAUAUGGAGUGAAAGUGGAGUUCACCUUUUCUUAGACAUGAAUAAUUACCUCGUUAAUUCUAUUUUAUCUAAACUCGACAGUGAAAUUCUGAAUAUAGUGAAGUCACGUCUUAGUCGUCAUUAUGCAACUGUAGUCUAAACGGAGCUCUUUGUGUUUGGUCUGAUGUCUCUGAAUCAUUGCACCCCAUAAACAACAGCGGGUAAAUAUUUGGGAAACAAACUGAACAGAUUUACUGCCUUUUGGACUAUUUUACGAGCCAAUAUAUUCCACUUAAGUACUCAUAAAUUCCACCAAACUCGUGCCAAAUCACCUCCGUUGAUGUGAAAAUCCCCACUCAUUGGAUUUAUAAUUCUUGGGAAACAAUUAUAAAAAAACAGAAUAUUAACUGCGCAUCUACUAACUUCAUUUUAUUUGCGUAAUUUCUCCUUCUCUUAGUGUCUCAUGGAUCUCCAGCAGGGGAGGGGAGGACGCUCUCCUAAUCUAAAGAGCUCCUUGUUGAUGGGGAUGAGCGGAUGAGAUUAUUUCGGCAUGCUCUCCUUCUCUUUCCACGCGGUUCGGGAGCAAUGGGGCCUUCAGACUGUGGCGCCUGCACUUGGCCACAGAUAGGAGAGCAGCUAUGAGAGGAGGAGGGGUGUCCUGUUUCAGUUUGUGGCACAAAAGCGACACUAAAGAGGAGCGAAACAUUUUCACUAAUUAUUCAUUAGAGCUACAUAAACACAAACAUGCUGGACUCCUGUCUGCUAACAUGAAGAUGGGAAUGUUACCCUGAGAAUUACGCAAAAUACCCAAACUACAAUUACUUUAAAAGAACAUGGAGUUAUUGUUAUUACUAAUAAUAUUAAUGUUAUUAUUAAACGAUAGUAGCAGGAGUAUAAGCUUCAUUUUUAUCUUUGUUAUCAAAAUAAUAAAUACAACUAAAACCUCAAAUUAAAAUAAAAAAGAUUCUGUUGAAGUUCUUUUUCUUUUUCUUUUUUUUUUUUUUGCCUAAAUUGACGAAAACAAAAUUGUUUCAAACUGCAAAAAAAACGGAUACAAUAAUUUAUCUGAGACACUCAUCGAGCCAAAGUCAGACAUCUUUUGUGGCAAAAAAGCCUAUAAAAAUAAUAAUGAUAAAACAAAGAUAGGCUAAGUAAACAAAUAACUGAACGACAGAACAUUUGGCUACAUUUAUAAUCUUCAUGCGUCUCUGGGUUGCCAAGGCCUCUCAUUUCCCACAGAUAAUCUUAUCCACGGAUUGCCGAGACAGGAAACGCAGAUAUGCGUAAUCUUAAAAGCGCUGAAGUGAUGAUGGCGAGAGCUGUGAAGCCGUGGGACUAUUCAAGACAUGACACACGCUAUCUGUCAGGGUUACCGGAUAAAGUCAGGUGCUUAACCAAAUCAAAUGUUUUGGAUCAUUAACUUUCCCUUAUGAGAUCAAAAUAAUCGACUUUAAGGGUUUUUAUUUCACUGUUUCUGCUCAAGAAUAAAUAAAAACUCGCUUACCUUGGACACCUUUUACUGUGAGGUAGUCGGUAGUGCUUGUAUUAUUUCAUAAUUUAGGCCUAAAUGUCUUCCUGACACACCUACAGAAGGACAGACAGAGUCUGGGAGUCCCUCCCCGCUCCAGCACGUCACUGAAAGGGAGAGGACAGCAUCUUGGCUGACCCAGCUCUUUCUCUAGAUAACUGAAUCCAGCCAACCAAACAGGACCGACCUCUCUUCUUCCCCCCCAGCCUUGCAAACACAGACUAGAGCCAGAGGAGAGGGGAUGUCACAGCUGAGAGAGAAACAGUCCUCCUCAGUCUGCAUGAAAAUUAAGCUGUGCGUAACUAUCCUUCACGCCUACGCACCGGCGGCUUACUCCGCAUACGCGCCUUCCGGAGACAAAUUCAGGCCUUGUUGACAACAUUUUUUGAUUUGUUAUUUCUCUGUUGGGGGUGAUAAUGCUUCCCAGUCCGCUCAUAACUUCAUCCAGCACGCCUUUUUCUGUCAAGGAUAUUCUGAAGUUGGAGUUGCAGCAGCAGUCCCAGCAGCAGCAGCAGCAGCUUCAGUUGUUCUCCUGCUUCGGUCUCUCCGGGGCGCUGUCACAGCCGGGGGGAGCCUUCCCGAACAAACCGUUCCGCUCUCACUCACCGCCCUCCUGCAUGCUGGCCGGCAGAGACAGUCCCAGCCCCAUCAGCUCCGGUCUGUCCGAGAGCGAGGAGAGGAUGUCGUACCUCAACACGCUGACGGUGCAGGAGCGGCUGGUGGAGUCCGGGCUGCCGGUGGAGAUGUUUGGAAACCCGGCGCAGAGCUCAGCGGAGCUCCGGCUGGAGAUCGAGCACGAGGAGCAGGACAGCAGUGAGUGGAGUUUGGUGAUCAGUGUGUUGAUCUAAACUGAGUGGGGAUGAUGAGGAUAUCUGUGCUGAUUGUUGAUAAUUUUAUUGGCUAAACUGCAGCAGAGACGACAGAGGAUUACAAGCACAAAAAGUUUAUCUAAACACACGGAAAGAGUAAACUGAGUCAGUAUAAACCGACUCUAACAGUCAUUUUAACAGAAAGCAGAUCGAAGUAGAUUGUUGUGAAAUUGAACAUUAAAUUAAAAGUGUUUUUAUGUCCCAUUGUGGUCAUUCUUAUUAUCAUAAUAGAUUUUGUUUGCACAGUAUUUUUUGCAUUAUUUCUGUAUGUAUUUGCGUUUACGUUUUACCUAUAUUACCAAAGCAAAUCAAGCAGAGCAUUCACGACCCAGUUUCUCUCUGUGCACAUUUGUUUUUAUUUCUCUAAAGUAGUUUAUUUAGGUGUGCACAAGGUUCAAAUGCGUGCAGGUGAUGCGUAAUUACGCACUGAUUUUUGCAUUCAAACAAUAAAGGCACCAGCAAAUAUAAAUUUUACGCACAAAGCUAAAUGAAUACACCUCUGAAGCUCCAGCAAUCUAAAUGCAACAUGCAAGAAAACAUAAAUAAAUGCACACAGUUCCCAAAAUAUUUGAAUUGUCUUCUUAAAAAACACAAUUUAAUCUUGCAGGAGCUACAAUAAAACUUCCUUUUAAAUUGGAUUAUUAUAAAAGGUAAAAAGUGUCGAAAUAAAAAGCUAAAUAAAUAAGUAAUAAUGAUAAUUAUAGUAUAUCUUGUUUUGCUUCUGUAUUUUGAGAUGCUGUUGUGAGAGAAGUCAAACUCACGUGUUGAAUAAACUCUUAAAAAUUACCACAACCUCAUCCUCCAUCAGCUUUAAUCCAAAUCUUUCCCCUGCAGAGACCUGCGGGACUCUGAGAACCGACUGCGAUGACCCAGACCCGGAGAAGCCCGCCACCAAGCAGCAGAGGACCAGGCGGAAACCGCGCGUGCUCUUCUCGCAGGCUCAGGUGUUCGAGCUCGAGCGUCGCUUCAAGCAGCAGCGUUACCUGUCCGCCCCGGAGAGAGAGCACCUGGCCAGCUCCCUGAAACUCACCUCCACGCAGGUCAAGAUCUGGUUCCAGAACAGGAGGUACAAAUGCAAAAGGCAGCGACAGGACAAAAGUCUGGAGAUGGCGGGACACCACCAUCAUCAUCAUCACCACCACCACCCACCGCCGCCGCCCAGGAGGGUAGCUGUGCCGGUGCUGGUUCGAGACGGGAGGCCUUGCCUUACCGGAUCCCAGAACUAUAACACGUCUUACACAGUGGGAGCUCCAAAUCCGUACAGCUACAACAGCUACCCACCUUACAGCUACAACAACACAGUCUACUCUAACACUUACUCCUGUACGUACUCGAGUUUACCUGCUCUGCCGCCCAGCAACACCGCUGCUAACGCUUUUAUGAACAUGAAUCUGGGUAACCUGGGUGCGCAGACGCAAAACCAGGCAGCCCAAGGAGCAGUGGUCACACCCUGCCAAGGAGCUCUGCAGGGCAUCCGGGCAUGGUAGCGUGGACUAUAGAGACUUCUCUGAACGGACUCAAGCAUGUAAACCUGAGAAACUAAUUCAACAAAAGCACAAUUCCUAACACGUUACAGAAAGAGCAGGCCGAGUGGGCUCAAAGUGAAGGCAGCAGGCCUGUGGGGGAAACUCGAACCCGUUAAUGUGCAGUUUUCUUCUGAGCCAGUGUUUAAACAUGUAUUCAGCCUGCUGUUGGAUAUCUGAGUGUUUCUGAUGAGAGAAAAAAAGAAUGCAUUAUGUUGCCCUUUCCUGUUUCAAAAUGAAUGUUAUGUACAAAGGAAUAAAUAAAGAAAAUCUGCAUUGGCAUCUUAGUCGAACAUGAAUUUCUGUGCGUAAAAGUGCAACUAAAAAGGCAGAUCAUUCAGUUUAGUCCCAGAAAUUUAUGAAAAAGAAAUACAAAUAAGACCAGAACUAAUUGGAAAACCAAUAAAGUAUUUUUCUUUCUUUUAACAGCG